Messenger RNA from Linepithema humile (Argentine ant), 1360 nucleotides. Its product is annotated as ribosomal L1 domain-containing protein CG13096. Gene Ontology annotation, cellular component: 90S preribosome; cytosolic large ribosomal subunit. Lineage: Eukaryota; Metazoa; Arthropoda; Insecta; Hymenoptera; Formicidae. The record is from RefSeq and is a predicted model, not a curated record. Gene Ontology annotation, biological process: maturation of LSU-rRNA. Gene Ontology annotation, molecular function: RNA binding.
UCUGGCCACACUCGCCACACUACUUGCACCAUCUAUUUCCUGUAUGUUCCUGUUAACCACAUUUCAGUAUUCUUGCACGUGAUCCGUAGUGGUUAUGACGAAUAUAGUGAAUCUAUGAAGUAUCGCGUGGUGACACACACAAUAAUUAAGGAAGAAAAAGGACAGUGGAAAGAGAAAAAAAGUACUAUCGUGUAUCGAUACAGAUAUAUCCAUUAAAAUAAAGACAACAGGGAUGACGCAAAAAAAUUCAGAUUUGAAAAUUUCGCGAAAGCGAAAAUUAACGGAACCCAAUGUAGAAGAUUCAUCCAAAAACUUCAAUUUAAAAAACUUGUCGAAAGAACACAUUUUGCAGUGCAUAUCUGCAGUUUCUCAGAUAACUCAAAAAGAGUUAAAAGAAAAAAAUCUACUUCUUGCCGAUGAUGAAGUGCAACCCAUAUUUAUUCAAGUGACCUGUAUGAGAGUCCCAAAAACACCUAACAGACAAAUGAGGAUAUUAUUGCCGUAUUCAAUAGUCGCUCCCAAAGAUGAAGUGGCUCUGUUUGUUUGCGACUUGCAAAAAGGGAAAAAAAAGGAUUACGAACCAACAACAGAGCAUUAUAGAAAUUUAUUGGACGAGCACAAAUGUACUCGAGUGAAUGAGAUAAUACCGAUGAAUCGUGUGAGAACCGAGUAUGAUCAAUUUGAAUUGAAGAGAAGGCUCAUAGCUAGUUAUGAUCACUUUCUUGUCGAUGGCCGCAUUGCCGGCCAUAUAUGUCAUCUGUUAGGAAAGCAAUUUUUCAAAAAACGGAAGUUGCCAACUUCUGUUAGAAUAGAUAGCAAAGACUUGAAGCGCGAGAUUGAUCAUGCAUUGAGAAAAACUAGCAUGCAUCUUCAUUCUAAUGGUGACACACAUUUGAUCCAAAUAGGAAACACCUCUAUGAGUGAAAAAAAAAUCUUGAAAAAUAUAUUGGCUGUCUGUAAAAAUUUGUCUGAAAACUAUCCUGGUGGUUGGCCAAACAUACGAGCUCUUCGAUUGAAAACUGCGAAAAGUGCAGCAUUACCUUUUUAUAUUAGUUUAAGUAAGAAAAAUGACGUUGAUCCAUCUACAGUUGUGGUACAGCCAAAAAGACCGAAAGCUUAUCAGAAUGUAGAAGAUGAGCUGUCUACGUUCCUGAGUAAAAACACAAUCAUUGUUAAACCUGGCGGUGAAGUUCUCCUCAAAUUGCACGAAAAGCAGAAAAAACAGAAAAGUGUAAAUUAAAAAUUACUUUCAUAAAGUGAGUUUUUAUUGUAAUUUUAUAUAUACAUAACACAAUAUUUGUCGCUCACUUUACACACUUUAAAUGUAAUUAAAUCAAAUACAUUGAGUAUGAUAAAUUGA